AUGCAGUCCAUACAAGAUAAGGUGAACAAACUGACCAGGCUCCCAUCUCCUUCGCAGCGAGCUCCCGAUCUUGCAAGUGGCCGCGUUCGCCUGUAUCAAGAUUUCAACUGGAAUAGCAACAAUACCGAAAUCAACAUCCACGAUGGUUACUCCCAGAAGAGCCGCCAUCGAGUAGACCAAAGGCUGUUCGACAAAGCUAGUUGGAUUGCAUUCAAUUUGCCGGUCGGGACCGUCCUUACGUUCAUGGACCACCUUCCAAGUGUGCCCGCCUCGGGGAAGUACGCAGACCUCUCUGAUGCCGGCCGUACGCUCGACCUCAUUGGGACCGGACAAACCGAAGGCGUGGAUCUCGAUCGGUUGCAGAUGAAUGACAAGAUAUCGCAAUUCUUUUGGCGCACGGUUGACCUGAAUCAAGGCGCAAUCGAGCUUUUCGACGACCAAGACUUCACGAAUAAUCGUGUUACCAUAUUCUUGAGCGAGUGGGCCCCUAAAACCCUCCACACCAUGGAUCGAUGGUGGAUAAACGAUAGAACAACGUCCCUACGAUGGAAAAGUCUGGAUCGCGAGUCUGUUGAGCUCUUCGACAAUCCAGACGGCAGAGGCGAGAGCUUCAACAGGAUCAUGGGCGGUGGCGAAACCCGAGAGGUCCGGAAGCUACAGGAUUUCGGCUUCAACGACCGAAUAACAGCAUUCAGAUGGAGCAACAUCAAGCCAAUAUACGAGGUCGUCCAGCCUGUAGUUAUUGCAGAGACCGACCAGGAUGUGGAUCAAUCAAUCUAUGAGGAAAUAUGGGCGAAGAAUCUUGGCGACGAACAAGCCUUGGUGGCCAUUAAAUUCGCCAAAGAAUACACGAUCUCGAUCACCACAACAGUGAGAGAUACAUACGCCACUGGUGUGGCCGCCGAGUACUCUGUAUCUGGCAAAGCAGGCAUUGGUAUUGUUGAAGCUACAGUAGGAUGGAAGGUGGCAGUCAAAUUCGACUACGAGCACGAAACCUCCAAAUCUACGAGUGUGACAACCACACUGACUGUAGGCAUCGAUCACUCCAUCAUGGUACCCGCUCGUAGCAAGAAACUUGUCUAUGUUACCAUUCACAGGAGCAAGGUCAACUCGAAGACGUACACUACCAAAGCCGAACGUUGGUACAAUGAACGUCUUACUGGAUCUCAUCAGAGCAACAGAGACGGCCAAGAACUUUGGAAAAGGGAUGAGACGGUGCAAAUUACUGUUGACGGUGGUUUGCAAGGCAAGACAGAGAUAGUUUUAGGCGAGACAAAACCGUUGUAG
Molecule: messenger RNA, 1287 nt
Organism: Alternaria postmessia
Lineage: Eukaryota; Fungi; Ascomycota; Dothideomycetes; Pleosporales; Pleosporaceae
Exons: 3
Coding region: 1-1287 (428 amino acids)
Source: RefSeq, a predicted model, not a curated record